AUGCAGCAACCAGAGAACCUCCCAUACGGAGGGACCACCACCGGCGAGGCCCUCAACCGAGAGGUCCUCACCAUCGAGAUACGUGAGGCCCGCGACCUGCUCGCCGGCGAGCUCAUGAAGUCGUGCGAGCCGUAUGUGGUGAUGACCAUGUACGACAGCUCGGGCCGCCCCAUCGGCACCCGCAAGACCAACGUCGUCGCCGGAAGCCUCAACCCCUACUGGAUGGAACGCUUCGAAUUCCAGCUGACGCAGUGGGACAAGGAGGGCGGCUACGUCGAGGUGACAGCCAUCGACAACCGCAACAAUGAGCGCCUGGGCUACAUCCGCCAGCCCCUCUUCAGGCUCAGCGAAACGGGGGCGAUGGAGGGCUGGUACUACCUGGACCGGACGCGCCACCACUCAGCCGCCCUCUACUUCCGCAUGCUCAUCCACCCGUACCGCUCGCUGGGCGCCCCCGCCGUCGGCACCGGUCUUGCCUCAGGCAUCAGCGCGCGCCAGCCGGCGGCGGCGACCGGAAUCGGCGUGUCAGGCGUCGGAUCGCGCACGCCGCUCGGCCCCACGGUGUAUGGCGCCACCAGCGGCGCGGCGGACGGCUUCGCCUCGCCGUCGGGCCUGCCCAUGGGCGCCGCGCCCGCCACCUCCACGCCAGCGGUCGGCGCUCCCGGCAUGACGCCCGUGGUGGGUCCCGUGAUGGCCCGCGAGCCGGGCACAGCACCGCUGUUCGUCAUGCGGCACCGCUUCUGGGCGCUGGCCAACACCUACGAGGUCAAGGACUCCCAGGGCCUCCUGCUCUACAGGUUGGUUGGGAACUUUGCGGACAAGCUGGACGACAUCAGGAUCGCCGAUUCGACCGGGCACGAAGUGGGCUACAUCCGCGAGGAGUCGUCGCUCAUCAGCCGCGUCUACCGCAUGCCCACCUAUCUCAUCUCGGUGUAUGGCACAAGCGCGAAGCUGAAGAGGAAGCUCAUAAGCAUCAACGAACCCAUCUUCUCCCUCCGCCCCUUCAACGCCGCGAGCAUUCACGCCAAGGGCCUCACUGCCGAGCUUCUCAGCAACUUCGCCGAGAACGAGUUUAGCUUCUAUCAGGGAGACACGAUCAUCGCCGACGCACGGCAGGGCCAGUACGGCAUCCGGGUGGCCCCGACCUUCUCCAAUCCGCUCCUCAUCCUCGCUGCCACCGUCGCCAUGGACAGAAUCCACGACGUGACGGGCAUGCGCCCGAUCUCUGGCGUCUACAGCGACUCCAAGACGCUGAUGUCUAAGGUCACGCGCCGUGGCAAGAAGAGGCCCACCGUGGUGACCACCACCGCCACGCCCGUGGCCACCACCACGGCCAGGACAGCCGCGCCCGUUGUCUCAACGACUACAACGACCACUGCGGCCGCGCCCCUCGCUGCAGCCGUGGCCACCCCUGUGGCGCCCAUCGUCACGCCCGUUUCGACCCCCGCGACGCCUGUGGCCGCUACGCCCAUCGUCACCCCCGUGACGGCCGCGGCGGUCACGACCAACCCCUACGCCGCCUACUACGAUGAGCGGGGCGUCCCCACGACCCCGGUCGUGUCCGUCACCACCGUGCCGAGGGGCGAAAGCCGCGAGGGCCUCGAGUACUACGGCACCAGUCUGGGCACCACCGGACUGGGCACCACGACCGCUGCCGCCACCAUGCAGCCCCGGGCCGAGCUGGCGGCCAGGGAGACGCUGAGGCAGGAGACCGAGCAGCAGAUGAUGCAGGCCGAGCGGAUCGAACUCGCCCAGAUGGGCGGCGGCCCAUCGACGAUGGCGACUGGCGGUCAGCAGUACGCCGCGCAGCAGCAGCACCUGGAGAAGGAGAGGGACCAGAAGAUGACCAGUUCCGAGAUCAGGCAGGCCCAGCCCGUGCAGAUCCCCAUCAUGGGCGCCGGCGCCUUCGACUGA
Molecule: messenger RNA, 1914 nt
Organism: Acanthamoeba castellanii str. Neff
Lineage: Eukaryota; Discosea; Longamoebia; Acanthamoebidae
Product: C2 domain containing protein
Exons: 11
Coding region: 1-1914 (637 amino acids)
Source: RefSeq, a predicted model, not a curated record